This is a messenger RNA of Fibroporia radiculosa, 762 nucleotides long. RefSeq lists its product as uncharacterized. Lineage: Eukaryota; Fungi; Basidiomycota; Agaricomycetes; Polyporales; Fibroporiaceae. Bases 1 to 762 code for a protein of 253 amino acids. The record is from RefSeq and is a predicted model, not a curated record. The transcript has 4 exons.
AUGGCCAACGUCCCCGAGGGCAUUGCCCACUUCGAGUUUCAAAAAAUGCAGCUCAUGAACGGUUUAGGCGCUGUCGCCGAACAGCUGCGUAACUGCGCCAGCUUUGCGGAUCAAUUCGCUCAAGUAGUAUCCCAUGUGCAGUACGGUGGGGCUGCAGCCGUUGGCCAGUUCGUAAUGCCCCCCGGCGGUAUUCCUGCACAGGUUGUCGGUGGUAAACGCAAGUCGCGCAUCAAAGUGGAUGCGGACGGCAGAAGGAUCAGGACACCAAGAAAAUUGAAGGAUCCUAAUGCUCCCAAACGACCUGCUUCAUCGUACCUCAUUUUCCAGAACGACGUUCGUCAAAAGUUGAAAGAAGAGCAUCCCGGAAUCGCGAAUAAUGAGUUGUUGACUAUGAUUGCAAAACUCUGGGGCGAGAUGCCAAAGGAGAAAAAAGAACAAUACGAGGCGAGACAAAAAGUCAUGAAGGAUCAAUGGCUCGUCGACAAGGCCCAGUAUGAGAUUGGGGGCUCUCCGGAUACAGCCGUGCCUGUCGUCGUAGCUGAACCUGCGAUCGUUGCUGCUGCGAAACCAGAUAAGGUAGCUGCAGAGUCCUCAGAUGAGUCAGAGGAGGAAGAAGAGGGAACGUCGACACCCGAAAGCUCUAGUGGGGACGAGGAUGAUGAGGAAGAGGAGCAACCUCCUCCCAAGAGAUCAAAGAAAGAGAGCGGGUCUCCAUCUAAGGUCGUGCAGACCCCCAAGAAGCAGAAGAAGUCGAAGGCUUGA